Molecule: messenger RNA, 1433 nt
Organism: Phodopus roborovskii (desert hamster)
Lineage: Eukaryota; Metazoa; Chordata; Mammalia; Rodentia; Cricetidae
Gene: Wdfy1
Product: WD repeat and FYVE domain containing 1
Exons: 12
Coding region: 63-1295 (410 amino acids)
Molecular function (GO): metal ion binding; protein binding
Source: RefSeq, a predicted model, not a curated record
CGGCGCGUCCCCGCCCGGCGGUCAGCUGAUGGGCCGCCCGCGGGGGAGGCCGCGGCGCGAACAUGGCGGCCGAGAUCCACUCCAGGCCGCAGAGCAGCCGCCCGGUGCUGCUGAGCAAGAUCGAAGGCCACCAGGACGCCGUCACGGCCGCGCUGCUCAUCCCCAAGGAGGACGGCGUGAUCACCGCCAGCGAGGACAGAACCAUCCGAGUAUGGCUGAAAAGAGACAGCGGCCAGUACUGGCCCAGCAUCUACCACACGAUGGCCUCUCCUUGUUCUGCCAUGGCAUACCAUCACGACAGCCGGCGGAUAUUUGUGGGCCAGGAUAACGGGGCUAUAAUGGAAUUUCACGUUUCUGAAGAUUUUAAUAAAAUGAAUUUUAUCAAGACCUAUCCAGCUCAUCAGAACCGCGUGUCUGCUAUCAUCUUCAGCUUGGCCGCCGAGUGGGUGAUCAGCACCGGCCACGACAAGUGUGUGAGCUGGAUGUGCACACGCAGUGGGAACAUGCUUGGCCGCCAUUUCUUUGCAUCCUGGGCUUCCUGCUUGCAGUAUGAUAUGGAUACUCAGCAUGCCUUCGUUGGUGAUUACUCAGGACAGAUCACCCUGCUAAAGCUGGAGCAGAACACCUGUUCAGUUAUCACAACCCUCAAGGGACAUGAAGGUAGCAUCGCCUGCCUUUGGUGGGACCCCAUUCAACGGUUACUCUUCUCAGGAGCAUCCGACAACAGCAUCAUCAUGUGGGACAUCGGGGGAAGGAAAGGCCGGACACUUCUCCUUCAGGGACACCAUGACAGAGUGCAGUCACUGUGCUACCUGCAGCUCACGAGGCAGCUUGUCUCCUGCUCCUCGGAUGGUGGGAUUGCAGUGUGGAACAUGGAUGUUAGCAGAGAAGAGGCUCCCCAGUGGUUGGAAAGCGAUUCCUGUCAGAAGUGUGAGCAGCCCUUCUUCUGGAAUAUAAAGCAGAUGUGGGACACGAAGACACUGGGGUUGAGACAGCAUCACUGCAGAAAGUGUGGGCAGGCCGUCUGCGGGAAGUGCAGCAGCAAGCGGUCCAGUUACCCAGUCAUGGGCUUCGAGUUCCAGGUCCGAGUUUGUGAUUCCUGUUAUGACUCCAUCAAAGAGGAAGAUCGGACUUCUCUAGCAACAUUUCAUGAAGGAAAACAUAACAUUUCCCAUAUGUCCAUGGACAUUGCAAGGGGACUGAUGGUGACCUGUGGGACAGAUCGUGUUGUAAAGAUAUGGGAUAUGACUCCUGUGGUGGGCUGCAGCCUGGCAACUGGAUUUUCUCCACACUGAUCCUGGAGAUGAGUGAUGUCCGCUACACUUUGCGUACACACAGCGACUUCCAUGAACAAAACACUUCAUGUAGCUCAACAGCCACUGUCAUGUAAAUGGACAGUAACAACCUAAAAAAACAAAUCAAUAUUUUUAAAA